Myxocyprinus asiaticus (Chinese sucker) is the source of this 4648-nucleotide messenger RNA. Its product is annotated as transmembrane protein 168-A. NCBI's taxonomy places the organism in Eukaryota, Metazoa, Chordata, Actinopteri, Cypriniformes, Catostomidae. The transcript has 5 exons. The record is from RefSeq and is a predicted model, not a curated record. Bases 155 to 2197 code for a protein of 680 amino acids.
CCCUCCUACUGCGCCGUAGUUUGGAGUCCGGAAGCAUCAUGGCCAUCGGAAAGCUAAAAAGUCUGUGCUACAAACAAAUUGGAAUGCAUAAAGAUUACCAUUCUUAGUCUUGGAGGAUUGAGGCCUGAGCCUCUAUCUGCAUUUCUACUCAACAAUGUCAAGCCAAGAGGAAUCGGACAAGGGUGUGGACUUGUGGUCCUCACUUCGCUGUCUGGGUUAUCUGUCUAGCUUCAACCUUCUGGUCGCUGUGUGCUUGGGAAUGUAUGUACGAUGGGAGCAAACUGCAGCGCCUAUGAUACUGGUCAUCUUCAUCCUGGGUUUAUUCAUUUCGGCCAUUGCGUGCAUCCUCUACUACUACUUCUCAAUGGAGUCGGCCAGUUUGAGUCUCUUACACUUGUGGUUCGGCUUCCUCCAAGGUCUUCUGUGCUUACUAAACGGCCCAUCUUUGGAGAAGGACAUAAAGGAGCAAGUCACAAACUACCUAUUGCUUGCUAGCCUGGCCGUUCGGACGCUCUGGGCUCUGACUGAACGUCUAUGCGGCAACGCCAAGUAUAAACCGGUUGUCCUCACCUCAUCUGAGCUUCUGGAGCUCCUGGGCUUCGGCGUUGCGAGCAUCAGCUUGGUUCUUCACAAAUCCAUGGCCAUGAUUGCCCUGGUGUUCGCCCUUGCAGCCAUCAUCGUGGACCUUCGAAUGAAGUCACCAUUGGCGCUCCCAAAUCUCACCUGCUUUGCUGUGAUCGCCGCUGUCACCUUCUUCCAGUCCCUGGAGAUCCAGACCAACCCCUUUUCCCUGAGCUGCUUCCUUGGUCGUCUUAUCUGCGAGCCCCUUCUAGAUGUCUACUUUAGUGGCCUGUCGGCAACAGAACGCUGGAAGCAGUUUCUCUCGGCUGGACGCCUGUGGAGAGUUUCUUUAUUCCUGUUGAGUUUCGUCCAGGUGGCAUUCUUUGUACUGUGUGCAAUGAAGCUGGGUGACCUGAACGUCUGGUACCUGGUCAUCCCUGGCUUCUGUGUCUUUGGCCUGUUCUGGAUCUUGUGCCAUGUGGUGUUCCUGGUGACACUUUGGGGCUUCCACACCAAGUUAGGAGAGUGUCAGAAGACAUGGGCAGCCCAGCACUCAGAAAUGCUCAGUUUGGACCGAAUCAUGGCAUCUAGAGGCAUGCGUCAUUUUUGCCUCAUCUCUGAACGGCUGGUACUCUUCUGCCUGAUGUCCACCGUCAUACUGGGGGCUGUUUCAUGGCAGGUCACUAAUGGACUCUUCAUGAGUCUGUUUUUAGUGGUGCUGCCACUGGAGUCUCUGGCCCAUGGACUCUUCCAUGAAUUGGGCAACUGCUUGGGAGGCACCUGUGUAGGGUAUGCGGUGGUAAUUCCCACCUGUUACAGCAGUGCGGAUGGCCAGCCAGUGUUGCUGCCUCCGGGGCAAGCCCAUGAUCUGCAUUCCACGGCCACCCUGAAUGCAGUGCAGCGACUCUUCUCCCACUACCUGAUCCAAACCUUCGGAUGUGACUACUCCACUAACCUGAGCCUGGACACCCUACAGACCAAACUGCGCUCCUUUCUGGAGCUUUGUACAGCUGAAGGCCCACGGCAUGACACCUACAUCCUCUACUACAGUGGACAUACGCUUCUCAAUGGCGACUGGGUCCUGGCAGGCGGUGAAUGCUUGCGUCUUCAGCAGAUUCUCGACAUGUGGCGGGAACGCAACGCCGGCUUCUCCUCGCGCCUCAUCCUGGUCCUCGACAUUGAGAAUUCAGUGCCAUGGGUGAAGGCAGUGCGGAAGGUGGAAAGGAUGUAUGUGGCCGUUCAGGGAGCCAAGGUGAGCCCUGCCCGGGACACGGAGAGCCAGGAGGCCCCACGUCUGGGAGACUUUACCACCGAGUGGGUGGAAUACAACUGCAAUCCUGACAGCGAAGUGCAGUGGUCCGAAAAAGGUCGGGUAGCCACUGCAAUAUAUGGCGUAUCCAAACCUUGGAGCGACUACGCCCUCCACCUGCCCACCGGGAGCGAUGUUGCCAAGCAUUGGAAAACACACUUCCCCCAGGCUACUUACCCACUGGUGGCUGUGGCCAACUGGUGCUGUGGGCUCAACCUGCUGUGGCUGUGUAGCGUGUGUUUCCGUUGUGUUCGGAGACUGAAACUCUCUUGGUUUCCUCCUAAUGUACUAGACACCGGACAGGGAAUUAAACUAGUACGAUCAUAGUCGGCCAAUUGCUUUAUUUUUACAUGAUGUACUAUAUAUUGCCUUAUAUCUUUUCUAUGCCAUUUUCUUGGGAUAUCCAUUAUUGGUUUAAGUGCUUUUGGUACAUAUGGACAGUAAAAUGUCAUACAUGUGAUACAAUUUUCUCUUCUGUUAAACUUGGUGCCAUGUAAUCACAAUAUAGACUCUGUCUUGAGUAAAUUGCUCAGGAUUGAGACUGUAAGUGCCUUGGGUUGCCUUUAAAAGAAAGCUGUUAAUUAAUUGCGUUUUAAGUGCUUUUGUUUUGGGUUUGGUACAUUUGUGUUGAUGUAUUAAGCCGUUUGCAAAGUCGACAGUUAAAUCUAUUUGAACCCAUAGACAGUUUUGACAAAGGGGAGAUCAGCUUCGGUUGAACCUUGUUCCUCCCCUAAAAAGCCACAAGGGUGUUUACAUGAGCCAAUACAUGUAUACAAGCAUUUUUGUAAACUACCAUAUACCUUAACAGAUGUUGUCUUUUUUUUUUUUUUCACCUUUAGAAAUGCUUCAUCAACAGAACAGUCAAUCUUUAAUAAAGAAUGUAUUUAAAAUAAGUGACUUUUAGUUGCUACAGGUAUGUAGGUGUUGCACAAUGUGUUGAUACUGAAUAUCUGCUCUGUAUAAUAAUGCUUGAGGUUGUGACAGCACUGACAAAGUUUUAGUAAUAAUUCAGUAAAUAAUUAUUAGAAACUGAAACCAUUUCAGUGCUGGUAACAGCAAUAAGCAAUGCUAAAUCCAACAAUUAUUGGUCACAGCAUUAAAAACGUUAUACAGUGCCAUUCAAAUGCUUCUAUUUUUCUUUGUUCUUAUUUUUUUCCCAUUACAAAUUAUGAAAAGAAAAAAAAAAAUCUGCAUAAUUUGAGUGAGGUUUCCUUGAAAAAUAAAGACAUUUUAGGAUUUAUUAGUAUUUUCUUUGAUUUUGAAAAUAUACAAAAUUUUAAGCUAAAUAGUUUCUUUUUUUAAUUUUUUCAUAAUUUUCCAAUUUAUAUAAAAAUUUUAAUUACAAAUUAUAGUGUUAAUAAUUUGAGUGAAAAUUUGAAUUGGAAAAUGAACAUGACUCUCAGAAUUGAGUAGUAUUUGGUAUGUCUCUCUUUAGCUUUAAUGGUAAUAUGCACUCAAGCUUACGUGGACCACCAAAAUUUGUGCAAAACCUGAUGAUCCAUGUUAUCCAAUGUGAUUUGAGAAGAACAGCUUGUGUGCUUCAGUGGAAGUAAGGAAAUCUGACCUUUUCUACAAAGGAGGUAACAUGAGGACUAAAUGCAAAAUCUUAAAUGUAUUUUUUCUUUUCAUAACUUUGUUUGAAAUGUUUCAAAACACAAAGUCGUUUUCACGUUUAAAUUCGAUUUUAAAUCACAGAUUUUCAAUGUGGACUUUUGAAUGGCAUUAUACCUAUCUGUUAUGUGAUAACAGGGCAGUUGAUCUCAUGGAAAUGGCAAUUCUGUCAGUGUGUUCAUUCUUGUCCUUUAGAGAAUGUGACCCCCAGUCUCACCGCAGUUGCACACGUCUCCCAGGCAACAUUUUAGAGUCGCUUUCAUGCAUUUUAUUAGCACUUAUUUGCAGGUGGGACAACUACGGCUAGCUCUUUUUUAGGGUCCGCUUGAAAAAAAAAACUGCUAGUCUCUUAAAGGUAUGGAGAACAUUUAUGUCAGUUUUUAUUACCUCAUCUCAAGAUACCAGUUCUCGAAACUGACAUAAAGAUGGUGUUUUCUCUGUCAUGGCAGAGGGCAUCUAUGUAAAACCGGAAUUUUCUUUUUUUUUUGCCCGAGACGGAGCACUUGUAUUAAAAUGAAUCAAACAAAAUGGAAGCCCAAUAUGGCAGAUUAGGAAAAGGAAGUCCCUCCUUAAAGGUAAAAGAGCCAAUGACCUUUUAGAUACAAACAUAACCUGUCAGUCAACUCGAGAAUGUGCAUGCGCAUUAGUUGGACCAGCCUGAAAAAUUGCACAUUUAAAUUUUUUAUUUCAUCACAAUCAGAGCUAAAGAAGCACAAUUUAUGAAGCCAGUGUUGUCAGAUUUUACUGCUGAUUUGAAAUAUGUUAUUUGAUCACAAGGCCGUAACCAUGUCUUGAACAUUGAGGGGACCAAACCAUUUUGGGGGUGGGGGUUCAUGGGUGUUGAGGUCAUAAAUAUAAUGCUCCUCUUUGGUCCUUUAAUAUAGUAAAGGCGCUGAAUGCAGUCAUUUUCUGAAUAAAGGCCUGAAAUGCGAUAAAGGCCCAAAAUUGUAUAAUUUUUGGUUAUAAAAGAUACAUGUAUUUUUAAAGUUCACAUAGUACAAGAGAAACACUGUGUCUGCAUUGCUAGCAAUUUGCCUGUUUCAGUCAUCUUUUCUUCCUUUUUUGUGCUAUAUCAAAGAUUAGAUGAAUAUAACUUGAAUUUCUUUUCAUCACUGAUGUAUCUGUAAAAUGACAUGACAUCAGCUAGCUAGCAAAAAGAAAAUACAC